AUGUCCAUACCUCCAGGCGCACCUCAGCCAUCAUAUAUUCUACGCGGACAUGCGACUCCAAUACAUGUAGCGAAGUUUAUACGAGGAAAUACGAGACUGGUUACGGGGGAUGCGGAGGGAUGGGUUGUGAUGUGGAGUUUGGAGAGUAGGAGGGGGACUGCGGUUUGGAGGGCGCACGAGGGGGUUUUGCUGGGGGUAGGGGAGUGGGGAGAGGGGGUUAUUACGCAUGGAAAAGACAAUAAACUCAUAAUAUGGAAGCUUCCCCCAUCAGAGGAGGAAUUCAUGAGCAAAGUUCUUCCCGUUGAUACCGUCUCGGAAGAGAGGAGAAAACCAUGGAUUCUACAUAUGUUAGAUGUCAACACCAUGAAUUUCUGCGCCUUUGCUAUGUGUCCCUUGUACACGGAUAUCAAAGUAAAGGAGGCCGGAGAGAAGGGGAAAGACGAAGAAGCGGAAGCGGAAAUUGAAAAAGACGAGAGAAGUGAAGAUCAAUUGUUAAUUGCAGUCCCGAAUACGUUAACAUCCGAAUCAAUCGAUAUCUUCCAUAUUCCUACUCUCCAUCGCCUACAUAAUAUUCCUUCGCCUGGACCAGAGAAGCCAGGCAUGAUCAUGUGUCUAUCGCUCUUUUUCCAUCCCAUCACUAAAUGCUUAACCGUUCUCUCCGGCUAUGAAGAUGGUUCAGUUUCCGUUUUCUCCUUCACUUCGCCUAUCUCGCCACCCUCUUCUUUUCCUUCAGCUGUACCUUCAUCUCAACCAACGAAAUGGAACACCAUAUACCAUUCCAAAUCGCACAUUCAACCAGUCCUCUCCCUCUCCCUUGAUCCAAGCCCCGACCGCAAAUUCUUCCUCACUAGUGGUGCUGAUGAUCGAAUCAUCAAAUAUUUAAUCCCCACCACUACAAAUCCCUUUUCUCCUUCUCCAUCAACAUCAAAUUCAAAAUCGAUCAUAAGCUCCGCUAAAGAGGAGCCCAAAAUGCUGAAAACAGCACAUGCGGGACAACAAAGCAUAGAAACGCGAAACGAUGGGAAGAUUGCCGUGACAGGCGGAUGGGACGGGAGAGCGAGAGUUUACGGAGUGGCGAAGAUGAGGGAAUUGGCGGUGCUGAAGUGGCAUAAGGAUGGGUGUUUUGCGGUUGCGGUUGCGGAUGUUUUGGAAGGGGGGAAAAUGGAGAGGGGAGGGGAUGGGAAGGGGAAGGAGUUGGUGGGGAGGCUGGGGCAAUUGGAUGUUAAAGGGGAGAGAUUGAGGAAGGCGAGGGAAACACAUUGGGUUGCUGUGGGAGGGAAGGAUGGGAAGGUUAGUUUGUGGGAUGUUUAUUGA
Molecule: messenger RNA, 1314 nt
Organism: Botrytis deweyae
Lineage: Eukaryota; Fungi; Ascomycota; Leotiomycetes; Helotiales; Sclerotiniaceae
Exons: 3
Coding region: 1-1314 (437 amino acids)
Molecular function (GO): protein binding
Source: RefSeq, a predicted model, not a curated record